Sungouiella intermedia is the source of this 1218-nucleotide messenger RNA. The record is from the annotation of a GenBank genome assembly. Lineage: Eukaryota; Fungi; Ascomycota; Pichiomycetes; Serinales; Metschnikowiaceae.
AUGCUACGCCUUUAUCACCCGGAACAACCUGAGCUUGAGUAUGAAAAUGACCAAGAUGUUAUCCCAAGGUCAAGUUUCGUUCUAGCAAGACGUUCGCCUAUUUCAGUUUACAAUGGCCGUUCUCAAAGUGCUGCAAGAUAUGUUACUGGCAGACCACGAAUCACUAAAUUCAAACCCUCAGCGAAUAUGGCACCAAGUGCAGCAGUUCACCAAGACACAGUAGUGGAUGAGACUAUAAGUGAAGAGGAUAGAAUUAAGCAGAUGUUCGAGAAUCAAUCUAACGUUUGGGCGCAAACUCAAGACGAACUUUCAACUCACAAAGUGGUGCAUUAUAAACCAGGGACUGAAGAUCUACCUCCUCCCGGAUAUGUGUGCUACAGAUGUGGAGGUAAGGACCACUGGAUUAAAAAUUGCCCCACAAAUUCAGAUCCGAACUUUGAAGGAAAGAAGAUAAAGAAGACCACGGGUAUCCCUAAGAGUUACAUGAAAACAAUUUCCAAGGAAACAGUUGAGUUUAGAUUGCAGAACCCGGAAUUGAAUGAGAGUGGGAUUCAUACAAAUGAGAAUGGGGACUUGAUUGAUGCUGAAGGAAAUACUUACAUGAUUACUGAGGAUGGUAAUUAUGUGAUGACCUUCGCAGAUUCUAAGACUUGGGCAACUUAUCAAGAGAAGCAACAAAGUGCGGCUUUGAAAGCACAACGAGAAUAUGAGCGUGAGCUUGUCAAAAAAGUCAUUGCUGAUGGAAAAACAGAGUUUCUUAACCCUCUUACAUCAGAGCCUCAAGUGUUAAAGGCGCCUAUAUUUAUGACACCUUGCUGUCAGAGUUCUGAAUCUUUGAAACUUUUGAAAAACUUCAACUAUAAUCAGACAGAAUUGGAGCAAGCACUCAUUGAAAACGACUUUCACUGUCCCAAUUGUGGUAAAGAUGAUGUGUUUAUUGAUUCGCUAGUUCAGAAUGUUAAAUUAGAGGAAGACUUGAAAACUUACAAAGCAUCCAUAGACCUAGUGGAUCCAUCCUCUAACAAGCGAUCAGCAUCAGACCUCGAGGAGAAGUCAGACAUCAAAAGACAGCACAUGAAUCCUAUGGUUGGGCUUGGAGGUAUGCCGUUUCCCAUGAUGGGAGUUCCGAUGAUGGGGAUGCCACAAAUGUUUAUGCCACAAAUGGGAUCAACAAACACAAGUCUCAAUCAGCAAAUGCCUAAUGGUGAGAAGAAGUAG